Messenger RNA from Strongylus vulgaris, 213 nucleotides. NCBI's taxonomy places the organism in Eukaryota, Metazoa, Nematoda, Chromadorea, Rhabditida, Strongylidae. The record is from the annotation of a GenBank genome assembly.
AUGAACAAUCCUAGCCCAGCUCGAUUAUUAGCAAUUUAUGGAGGCACAACUUUCCUUGUAUAUAUCGAGACGAAUGCUUUCAUGAAGAGUACACCUGCUGUCUUGCUCAGUUUACCAGUAGCAGCGUUAUGCUUGCUCACUCUCACCACUACUAUGCAGCCAGAACAGAGAUUCACAACUUCUGCGUCAUUUGCUGUUCUCGGUGAGGUUUAG